Asparagus officinalis (garden asparagus) is the source of this 1314-nucleotide messenger RNA. RefSeq lists its product as uncharacterized. Gene Ontology annotation, molecular function: nucleic acid binding; zinc ion binding. Bases 1 to 1314 code for a protein of 437 amino acids. NCBI's taxonomy places the organism in Eukaryota, Viridiplantae, Streptophyta, Magnoliopsida, Asparagales, Asparagaceae. The transcript has a single exon. The record is from RefSeq and is a predicted model, not a curated record.
AUGGGUCGUGUCGUUGGAUUGGGAAUGGAGAUCUUAAACCAAUCUAACUAUCGGUUAUGGAAGUCAUGUAUGGAGUCAUACUUGGUUAGUGAGGACUUAUGGGAUGUCGUCGGCGGUAGCAGCACAACACCACCAAGGGGAGAUGCUGCAACAGCGGAAGCGACAAAGGAGUGGACACGGAAGAAUGCCAAGGCGGAGUUUGCUUUGAAGAGGUCAAUAUCUUCAGGACUAUUUGAGCAUGUCUCAAGAUGUACAUCCGCAAGUGCUAUUUGGCAGGCACUAGAUCAAUUGUUCAACAAGAAGAACGAGGCUCGUCUACAACUGUUAGAGAACGAGUUGGCAAAUGCAAAGCAGGGGUGGUCUUCAAUCUCAGAGUUUUUCAUCAAGGUAAAAAAUCUUUGCUCUGAGAUUAAUACUCUCAAUCCGGAGGAGUCGAUUUCGGAAGCACGGUUGAAGCGGUCUAUUAUUCGUGGUCUACGACCCGAAUAUACACCGUUUGUUACUUCAGUUCAAGGAUGGGCUACACAACCUUCCUUGGAGGAGUUUGAAAAUCUACUAGUUUCGCAAGAAUCACUAGCCAUGCAAAUGGCGGGAGUUAAAGUCCAUGAUGACUCGGGGAGUGCUUUUGUAGCGGGGAGACAACAAAGCUUCAGAGCCAAACCCAAAUAUGGUAAUGUGAAGAAUAAUGAUGGACGAGAAGGAUCUUCUACGGGAGACAAGAAGCGAUUCAAGUGUUAUUGGUGUGGAAAACUUAGGCAUUUCAAAAAGGAUUGUCGAGUUAAGCUGAAGGAAACAAAUAUGGCGGAAUCAAAGGGUCAUACUGAAGACAAAGAAUGGGGAAAAUGUUUCACAGUGGAGGCUGCAUCUUCAGGUACAUCCACAGCAAAAAAUCUUGGGAAUGAUUGGAUUGUGGAUUCUGGUUGUAGCCAUCAUAUUACCGGAGACGAGAAGUUAUUUUCUAGUCUUCAGCGUCAUGACGGGAAAGAAGCCAUUAUUACUGCGGAUAAUUCAAUCCACCGCGUUGAGAAGGAAGGGACAGUCAUCAUUGAAGGAGAUGAUGGAAGCCCAAUCACUCUCAAGAACGUAUAUCAUGUUCCUGGAGUAAGGAAGAAUCUUCUCUCUGUGGUGAAUGCGGUUGACUCAGGUAACUACGUUUUAUUUGGCCUAAGAGACGUUAAAUUCUUAAAGAAUAUUAAAGAAUUAAAAGCCGACGUGGUUCACACCGGAGCACGGGUUAAGGAUUUAUAUGUUUUAUCGGCCUCAAAUUCUUAUGUUGAGUUUAUAUGUUUUAUCGGCCUCAAAUUCUUAUGUUGA